This is a messenger RNA of Fundulus heteroclitus (mummichog), 3080 nucleotides long. RefSeq names its product villin-like (gene vill). The record is from RefSeq and is a predicted model, not a curated record. Gene Ontology annotation, biological process: actin polymerization or depolymerization; barbed-end actin filament capping; cytoskeleton organization. Bases 221 to 2752 code for a protein of 843 amino acids. The transcript is spliced from 20 exons. Gene Ontology annotation, cellular component: cytoplasm; actin cytoskeleton. Lineage: Eukaryota; Metazoa; Chordata; Actinopteri; Cyprinodontiformes; Fundulidae. Gene Ontology annotation, molecular function: phosphatidylinositol-4,5-bisphosphate binding; actin filament binding.
UUACAGGGCUUAUUAUUCAAGCCUGGAGCAUUCCUAUUGUCGGUGUUUCCUUCUAACCUUCAACUUAUCCCUUCAGAUAUGACAGGGCCAAAGUUCGCGAUGUGGAAAUGGUUUUAGAUCUUGAAUGGAUUCCAAGAGUGGAUGAAGAAAUUAUGUGCCAUAAUUGAAGGAAUCAUCGAGGUAAUCGCCACGUCUUACAGAACAUAAGUUCACCGCGAAGAUGAACAGCAAGGACAGAGAUGCUUUUGCAAACAUCAGUCGGAAGCCAGGCCUGCAGAUAUGGACCAUCAAUAAAAUGCGGAUGGCGCCGGUUCCGACCAAGGCCUACGGUAACUUCUUUGAGGGGGACUGUUACAUUAUUCUGAAUAUCAGCAAGAAUAAAGGUGCGGGAGAGUCGAUCGACAUCCACUAUUGGAUAGGAAAGACCUCCUCCCAGGACGAGCAGGGAUCUGCAGCGCUCUACGUCACCCAGCUGGAUGAGUACCUGGGUGGGUGCCCAGUGCAGUACAGGGAGGUGCAGGGCUUCGAAUCGCCAAAGUUCAGGAGCUACUUCAAAAAUGGCCUGAUCUACAAGAAGGGUGGAUUGGCCUCAGGUUUUAACCACGUCGACACGAACGUCUACAACGUCUUGCGGCUGCUGCACGUCAAAGGGAGGAAGCACGUUUCAGCGUCAGAGGUUGAGGUGUCAUGGAACAGCUUUAACAAUGGAGACGUGUUUCUUCUGGACCUUGGUAAAACCAUCAUUCAGUGGAAUGGCCCUGAGUGCAACAGGAGGGAGAAGCUCAAGGCAGUGUUGCUGGCACAGGACAUCCGGGACCGGGAGCGCGGAGGUCGCGCUGACAUCCAUGUCGUGGAGGGAGCGCAGGAGAAGGACACACCUGAGCUGGUAAAAACGAUGACCGACGUGCUCGGCAAGAGACCCGGCCAGCUGAAGAAGGCCGUUCCUGAUACCAAACACGACGAAGAGCAGAACAACAACGUCAGGCUCUACCAUGUUCAUGACAACAGCGGGAACGUAGUGAUCCAGGAAGUGGGCAUACAGCCUCUAACACAAGAUCUGCUGCGCUCCUCUGACUGCUAUAUUUUGGACAACAGAGGCUCUAAUGUGAUGGUCUGGAAGGGCAAAAAGGCCUCAAAGAAUGAGCGUCGAGAGGCCAUGAAGAGAGCAGUGGACUACAUUAAAACCAAAAACUACCCGUCCAGCACCAGUGUGGAGGUGAUGAGUGAAGGAGGAGAGUCAGCGAUGUUCAAGCAUCAGUUCAAAACCUGGAGGGAAAAAGGCCAAAUUACCGGUCUGGGCAACACCCACACUGUGGGAAAGAUAGCCAAGGUUGAGCAAGUAAAGUUUGACGUGAAGGAGCUCCACGCUCACCCUGACAAGGCGGCAAAGCAGCACUUGGUUGACGAUGGUUCAGGAGACGUGAAGGUGUGGCGCAUUGAGAAACUGGAGCUGGCCGAGGUGCAGCCUAAUACGUACGGGCAGUUUUACGGAGGAGACUGCUACUUGGUGCUGUACUCAUACCAGGUGUCGAACAGAGAGCGCUACAUACUCUACAUGUGGCAGGGACGUCACGCCACCAAAGACGAGAUCACUGCCUGCGCCUACCAGGCUGUCGCCAUUGACAACAUGUACAACGGCGCCCCCGUCCAGGUCCGAGUGGUGAUGGGAAAGGAGCCUCGCCACUUCCUGGCAAUUUUCAAAGGAAAACUCAUCAUUUUCGAGGGGGGAACAGGGCGGGCUGGCGCAGCCCCCCCUAAAACCAGCUGCAGCCUCUUCCAGGUGAGAGGAACCAACGAGCUGAGCACAAAGGCCACCGAGGUCCCGGCGAGGGCUUCGUGUCUAAACAGCAACGACGUUUUCCUGCUGAAGACCAGCCAGAAAUGCUACCUGUGGUAUGGAAAGGGUUGCAGCGGAGACGAGAGGAUGAUGGCGACGGAAAUGUGCGACCGCCUGUUCAGGCAGUACAAGGAGGUGGUGAUGGAGGGCCAGGAGCCAGCGGAGUUCUGGAUCGCUCUGGGGGGAAAGGCCCCCUACGCCAGCGACAGCAGACUGGAGAGAGAGAAUCUGCUUUACGCCCCGCGGCUGUUCGAGUGCUCAAACCAAACGGGUUGCUUCAGGAUGACGGAGGUGUACGACUUUGACCACAGUGACCUGGACGAAGAGGACGUGAUGCUGCUGGACACCUGGGAGGAGAUUUUCUUGUGGAUUGGAAGGUUCGCCAACGAAACUGAGACCAAAGAGGCUUGGAACAGCGCGCACGAGUACCUGAGGACCCACCCGGCCGGCCGAGACCCCGACACGCCCAUCAUCCUUGUGAAACAGGGAUUUGAGCCGCUCACCUUUACCGGCUGGUUUAACGCAUGGGAUCCUUUUAAGUGGAGUGACCUGAGCGCCUCCGACCUGAAUAAAGGUCUUGAUGUGACGGAUGGCUACAGUGCUCCUGGAGGCCCUGCAAGCUCGUUUCCGAUGUACAAGACCCACGGCGGGUUCCAGUCGCCCACCAGCCCCACUCUCACCAGCCCAUUCAAAGGCCCCUACUCCCCAACCGGUGGCAGUGGGAUGUCUGUGGACCCUAAGAGCCUCAUUAAUGUGCCUGUCGAUGCGCUUCCAGAGGGAGUGGACCCCAGCCAGCGAGAGGACUACCUGGCUGAUGUGGACUUUGAGAACCUGCUGGGUGUAAGUCGAGCUGAGUUCCUGGGUAUGCCCAAAUGGCGUCAGAUCGACCUGAAGAAAAAAGCCGGCCUAUUCUAGGAAGGACCUACCUGAAAGGAUUUCACAGUAGCGGCGCCAAACCAGUCCGCCGGGCAUACUGAGAAAUGCAAGCCAAAUCCUGUUUAUUCAGAAGCAGCAGCAGUUCAUCAGAAUAACUUAUUCAUUUUAAUGUUUUCAAACCGCUGAACAAGUUCAGGUGAUUCGCAAAGAAAAUCCACUUCAGAUAAACUGAUUGACUUUUUGUUUUAUUUAAUAGAUGUGCUCUGUACUCACGAAUGUAUUCAAAUGUUUUCAAGCUGAUCACAUGAUAAAGUUGCCUUUGUCAUUGCCACGAAUCACAGAAUGUAAUAAAUAAACACAGAAAGCC